AAACCCACAAACAUUUCUGAGCAAGGGGUAAUGUGUAUAGGGAUGUUUCUGAGGCUAAUCUGGCAGCAUUGUUUAAAUUGAGAGGAAGGAAAGAAAAGCUGGAGGCAGAGAAAUGGAGAAACUCAUAUAAGAUUUAUAAGGAACUCUUCCUCUGAAUUCAUGGUGUUUCAUCAUAUAUACAACUGAAAAAUCAGGACCUUUUUAGGUUACUGUUACUCAAACAAAAAGAUGACAUCUAUUAUCAAAUUAACUACCCUCUCUGGGGUCCAAGAGGAGUCUGCUCUUUGCUAUCUUCUCCAGGUUGAUGAGUUUAGAUUUCUAUUGGACUGUGGCUGGGAUGAGCACUUUUCUAUGGAUAUUAUAGAUUCCCUGAGGAAGCAUGUUCACCAGAUCGAUGCAGUGCUGCUGUCUCACCCGGAUCCUCUCCAUCUGGGUGCCCUCCCGUACGCUGUGGGAAAGUUGGGGCUCAAUUGUGCYAUCUAUGCAACCAUUCCUGUUUAUAAAAUGGGACAGAUGUUCAUGUAUGAUCUUUACCAGUCUAGACACAAUACAGAAGAUUUUACACUCUUUACGUUAGAUGAUGUGGAUGCGGCCUUUGAUAAAAUACAGCAGCUGAAAUUCUCUCAGAUUGUAAAUUUGAAAGGUAAAGGACAUGGCUUGUCUAUCACACCUUUGCCAGCUGGUCACAUGAUAGGUGGAACAAUAUGGAAAAUAGUCAAAGAUGGAGAAGAAGAAAUUGUUUAUGCAGUUGACUUCAACCACAAGAGGGAGAUCCACUUAAAUGGAUGUUCCCUGGAAAUGCUAAGCAGACCCUCUCUACUUAUCACAGAUUCAUUUAAUGCUACAUAUGUGCAGCCUAGAAGAAAACAGAGAGAUGAACAACUUCUGACGAAUGUCCUGGAAACACUUCGAGGUGAUGGAAAUGUAUUAAUAGCAGUGGACACUGCAGGCAGAGUUUUGGAACUUGCUCAACUUCUUGAUCAGAUCUGGAGAACUAAAGAUGCAGGAUUGGGUGUUUACUCCUUGGCACUCCUAAAUAAUGUCAGUUAUAAUGUGGUGGAGUUUUCUAAGUCCCAGGUAGAAUGGAUGAGUGAUAAAUUGAUGAGAUGUUUUGAAGACAAAAGAAAUAAUCCAUUUCAGUUUCGCCAUCUCUCUUUGUGCCACGGUCUUUCUGACUUGGCUCGUGUGCCUAGCCCCAAAGUUGUACUUGCCAGCCAACCUGACCUGGAAUGUGGAUUUUCAAGGGAUCUCUUUAUUCAGUGGUGUCAGGACCCUAAAAACUCAAUCAUUCUGACUUAUAGAACUACUCCUGGGACUUUAGCACGUUUCCUAAUUGAUAAUCCUUCUGAAAAAAUUACAGAAAUAGAGUUGAGGAAACGUGUGAAGCUUGAAGGGAAAGAACUUGAAGAAUACUUGGAAAAAGAGAAGCUAAAGAAGGAAGCUGCUAAAAAACUUGAACAAUCAAAAGAGGCAGAUAUUGAUUCCAGCGAUGAGAGUGAUGUGGAGGAAGAUAUUGACCAGCCGUCAGCUCAUAAGACAAAGCACGACCUGAUGAUGAAAGGUGAAGGUAGUAGAAAAGGAAGCUUCUUCAAACAGGCAAAGAAAUCUUAUCCCAUGUUUCCUGCCCCAGAAGAAAGGAUUAAAUGGGACGAGUACGGAGAGAUCAUCAAACCAGAGGAUUUCUUAGUGCCAGAACUUCAAGCUACUGAAGAAGAAAAAAGCAAAUUAGAAUCUGGCUUGACAAAUGGAGAUGAACCCAUGGAUCAAGAUUUAUCCGAUGUUCCUACCAAGUGUAUUUCUACAACAGAGUCUAUUGAAAUAAAAGCCAGGGUUACUUAUAUCGACUAUGAAGGACGCUCUGAUGGGGAUUCCAUUAAGAAAAUCAUUAAUCAGAUGAAACCACGACAGUUGAUCAUUGUCCAUGGCCCACCAGAGGCCAGUCAAGAUCUGGCAGAGUGCUGCCGUGCGUUUGGUGGGAAGGAUAUUAAAGUGUACAUGCCAAAGCUACACGAAACAGUCGAUGCCACCAGUGAAACACACAUCUACCAGGUGAGAUUAAAAGAUUCACUUGUCAGCUCCCUUCAGUUUUGUAAGGCAAAAGAUGCUGAAUUAGCAUGGAUAGAUGGUGUCUUAGACAUGAGAGUUUCCAAAGUAGACACAGGAGUUAUUUUAGAAGAAGGAGAACUAAAGGAUGAUGGUGAAGACUCAGAGAUGCAGGUGGACGCUCCUUCCGAUGCCAGCGUAAUAGCUCAGCAAAAGGCCAUGAAAAGUCUGUUUGGAGAUGAUGAGAAAGAAACGGGUGAAGAAAGUGAGAUCAUCCCCACCUUGGAGCCUUUGCCACCGCAUGAGGUUCCUGGACAUCAGUCAGUUUUUAUGAAUGAACCAAGACUAUCAGACUUCAAGCAAGUUCUUUUACGGGAGGGGAUUCAAGCUGAAUUUGUAGGAGGUGUACUUGUUUGCAACAAUCAAGUAGCAGUUCGUAGAACGGAAACUGGACGCAUCGGAUUAGAAGGCUGCCUUUGUCAAGAUUUUUAUAGGAUAAGAGACCUUUUAUAUGAACAGUAUGCUAUUGUGUAAAAGACAGGAUGUCAAGAAGUAUCUGCUUGACCUUUCUAAGAAAAAGGAUUCUUAUCUUAUUUUAAGCUUUUGCUGUUUUGUUUUGUAACAUAUGAAAGAAAUCU
Urocitellus parryii (Arctic ground squirrel) is the source of this 2681-nucleotide messenger RNA. RefSeq names its product cleavage and polyadenylation specific factor 2 (gene Cpsf2). The record is from RefSeq and is a predicted model, not a curated record. Lineage: Eukaryota; Metazoa; Chordata; Mammalia; Rodentia; Sciuridae. Gene Ontology annotation, biological process: mRNA 3'-end processing by stem-loop binding and cleavage. Gene Ontology annotation, molecular function: RNA binding. Gene Ontology annotation, cellular component: mRNA cleavage and polyadenylation specificity factor complex.